UGGAUGUGGAUGCGCUCCCGUCACGAGCAAAGGAAAGGGAAAUCGUUGAAAAUCCCAUUCAGUGCCUUAUGCAUCCUUUUAAACUAAACGGGGGGGAAAAGUGUGUGUGUGUGGUUUGUGUGUGUUUUUCCUUUUCCUCAGCACUUCGGCUAUGUCCUCUCUGCGCAAAGCAGCCCACAGACAGACAGCGUUCACCUGAGUUUCCCCCCCUUAACCCCAACCAAGGACCUUCAUUGAAACCAGCUUCUCCACUAAGAGCCUGUUAAAACCAACCUGUCCUUUUUCUUUUCUUCUUCUAUUUUUUUUUUUAAAUUUUUUUUUAAAGAGAGAGAAACUCAGCUCAAGCUUGUGCACUUCUGGACGGAGAUCUGGAGAUGAAGACAGACUUUACGCUGUUCUGUCGGACUUGGAUUGGACUAGCAUACGCCUCAGGUCUGGUGAUAGGCUAUUCUAUGACUCCACCCGUCCUCGACAGCCCCAAAGACGAACUAGUGAUUGCAGCCCACACAACACUCACUCUUACAUGCAGGGGAUCUAAUACUCUGGCCUGGGCCUGGCCUGAUCAGACUCUGGUUGGACGAGACCUAACCCAGCGUCACUCCCAGCUGCAGACCACCUCAGCCCCCGGGCAAAGGGUGGCCUUAAUCAGCGAGUGUCCGGGGAAAUCAGAGUUGCCCUACUGCAAGACGCUUAUCCUGAAUGGGGCACAGGCCAAAGACACGGGGUACUACCGCUGCUCAUAUAAGGAUGCCAAGGCCAUCAUUGACGGCACCACUGCCAUCAGCAUUUAUGUCUUUGUCAUGGACCCAGAGCAGCCCUUCCUCAACAGUGGCAGCAUGCAGACCAUUUUCAUCAAGAGCCACUCCACGGAUGUAAUAGUGCCAUGCCUGGUCACAGUGCCUGAUCUGAAUGUCACCCUUCAAACGAUGUUGUACAAUUCCUGGCCGCUGGAGAAGGGGAGGCUGAGAUGGGACAACAAGCGAGGCUGGUCCAUUCCCAAAAACAUCAUAGACAAGGAGCCUCUCAUGAUGCUUUUUUGUGCUGCUACGCUGGGAGGCAAACCGUACAGUUCGGACAGCUACGUUUUCCACACUACAGGAAGUCAGGUUUAUGAUGUCAAGCUGUUUCCUGAGGAGCCAGUACAGCUGUUAGUGGGGGAGGCCCUCACCCUGAACUGCACAGCGAUGGUGGAGUUCAACGCAGGGGUGGACAUCCAGUGGUCUUACCCAAGCAAACAGACGAACGACUUGGUGCAAAUUACCACCCUGCGUGAAUCUCUGUCUCAAGCCACAAUGGCUUCUAGCGCCCUGACCAUCCACAGUGUCAAUGUCACAGACACCGGCCGAUACAGCUGCAAUGUUACCGGCAUGGACGGGACUUAUACCCAACAAACUCAGGUCGUAGUUCAUGAAAGACCAUUUAUCCACCUCGACUACAGAAUUGGACCGGUUGUGGAGAUAACUGCUGGCCAGAAGUCAUACAAAUUACAAGUAAAUGUCUCUGCCUUACCGGCACCCGAAACGCAAUGGUAUAAAGACGGAAAGCUGAUAAACCAGCGCCCAGAAUUCAAGAUGAAAAGGAUGAGGAUGCACCCUAAACAUGUUCUGGAGAUUAAGGAUGUUUGUCAGGAGGACUCCGGGCUGUACACGGUGGUCCUGAAAAACAACGAUGCUGGGCUGGAGAGGAAGCUCAACAUAACGCUUGUCGUCAACAUUCCCCCUCAGAUUCAUGAAAAAGAGGUGGCAGAUCCAUCCAGCCCUUACCCCAGCGGCAGCAGCCAGACGCUGACGUGCACCGCCUACGGUGUCCCCAUUCCCAACAUCAGCUGGCAGUGGAGGGCCUGGGGCCCCUGUGUCCUCAACAGCACCCAAAGCAGAGUGGCCCGACGAGACCGGAAGAGUCAGAGUGACAGGAUCGCAGAUUGUCAGAACUGGCAGGACAUUAACUCGGAGAAUGCGAUGAAUGAAAUUGAGCCGAUCGAGUCGUCUCUCGAAGUUGUGGAUGGACGAGAGAAGAGAGUGAGCAGACUUCUGAUUCGCAAUGCCAGCGUGUCCGUCAUGUACAAGUGUUCUGCUAAAAACAAAGUGGGCAAAGAUGAGCGGCUUAUCUACUUCUAUGUAACCACCAUCCCUGAGGGCUUCAAUGUAGAUGUCCAGCAGUCUGAGUAUCCCCUGGAGCAGGAGAAAGUGUCUCUCCUUUGCAGUGCUGAUAAUUACACCUAUGAGCAGCUCCACUGGUACCGUCUUGACCCUCGGGCCCUGCAGGACGAGGAGGGUAAGCCCCAGGAGCUGGACUGCAAGAGCGUGCACCUCUAUGCUGAGGCUCUCCGUGGUGAGCUCUCCUUCCAGGAGCCCUCCAACAGCUGGGUCUUGGACUUCACCAUUAACUCCAUACAGCUGCAGGAUGAAGGGCAUUACGUAUGUGAGGCUCAGAGCAGACGCAGUGGGGAGAAACAGUGCCUGUUAAGAUACAUCUCUGUCAAAGCCCUGGAGGCACCACGCUAUAAGCGCAGCCUCACCAACCAAACAGUGAAUGUGACCGAGUCUCUGACGAUGGAGUGCGACGUGGAGGGCAGACCUCUGCCCCGAUUCUUCUGGUUCAAAGACAACCAGCCUCUCCACCAAAUGUCAGGGAUCCAGCUGCAGGAUUCAAACCGCACGCUGAGUAUCCAGCGGGUCAGAGAGGAGGACGCCGGUCUUUACACCUGCACCGCCUGCAACCAGCGCGGUUGUGUCAACUCCUCAGCCGCCGUCAGCGUCAUCGGGUCAAGUGACCGGGCCAACGUGGAGAUUGUAAUUCUCAUCGGGACUGGAGUCAUCGCCGUUUUCUUCUGGGCCUUGCUCAUCCUCAUCUUCUGCAAUGUGAAGCGGGUUAACCCAGCAGACAUAAAGACAGGUUAUCUGUCAAUCAUUAUGGACCCGGGGGAGGUGCCACUGGAUGAGCAGUGUGAAUACCUGCCCUACGACUCAUCGCAGUGGGAGAUCUCCAGAGACAGACUCCGGCUAGGAAAAGUUUUAGGGCACGGUGCCUUUGGAAAAGUAAUUGAAGCAUCAAUCUACGGCAUUAGCAAGAGCAAAGGUUUGGACACGGUGGCUGUCAAGAUGCUGAAGGACGGAGCCACGGCCAGUGAACACAAAGCCUUGAUGUCAGAGUUAAAGAUACUGAUUCACAUUGGCAACCAUCUGAAUGUAGUGAACCUCCUGGGAGCCUGCACCAAACCAAAUGGCCCGCUGAUGGUGAUUGUGGAAUACUGCAAGUAUGGGAAUCUCUCCAACUUCCUACGAGCCAAGAGAGAGUUCUUCCUCCCUUACAGGGAUCGCUCUCCAAAAACCCAGAGCCAGGUGAGGCGGAUGAUUGAAGCGGGUCAGAUUGCCCAGAGUACUCGUCAACCGCCCUCUCCAUCCUCCUCCCCGCUCACCGCUCCUCAGAGUCCAUCAUCCAAUACGUCCAGUCAGACUCCCGCUGUAGAGAAAAUGGAGGACUUGUGGAAAACUCCUCUGACGAUAGAAGAUUUGAUUUGCUACAGUUUCCAGGUGGCUCGUGGGAUGGAGUUCCUGGCCUCCAGAAAGUGUAUCCACAGAGACCUGGCCGCCCGUAACAUCCUCCUAUCAGAGAACAACAUUGUGAAGAUCUGUGAUUUUGGGCUGGCCCGAGACAUUUACAAAGACCCCGACUACGUCAGGAAAGGCAACGCUCGCCUCCCUUUGAAGUGGAUGGCCCCAGAGAGCAUCUUUGACAAAUUGUACACCAGCCAGAGUGACGUGUGGUCCUUUGGAGUUCUCCUUUGGGAAAUCUUUUCACUCGGUGCAUCUCCAUAUCCGGGGGUACAGAUUGACGAAGAGUUUUGCAAGCGAUUGAAAGAGGGCGUCAGGAUGAGAGCACCAGAGACUGCCUCUCCUGAAAUAUAUGGCAUCAUGCUGGCCUGCUGGCAGGGCGAGCCAAAAGAGAGGCCCACCUUCCCCGCCUUGGUCCAGAUCCUGGGAGACCUGCUGCAGGACAACAGUCUACCUGAUGGGAAGGACUACAUCCCCCUGAACCACUCACAGAACUCUGAAGACGAUGGUUUCUCUCAAGCCUCUUCGCACCCGCCAUCUGAGGAAGAACUGAGACUCGCUUGCAACACUAUGCCCACAAGGUAUUAUAAUUGUGUGCCCUUUGCUGGCUGUGUGUUCGUGGGGCCCUCCAAAAUAUGCCAGCCCAGAGUGAAGACCUUUGAAGAGUUGCCUCUUGAGAUGCAUCCACAGAAACCUCCUCAAGACAACCAGACUGACAGCGGGAUGGUUCUGGCCUCCGAAGAAUUUGAGAGAAUUGAGCACAACCACGGGGGUGUCGUCUUGAAAAGUCGUAUGAACAGCAGCAGCAGCACGGAGCCUCUGACAGCCUCCCACAGUUCCCCGGAUCAAAGCCGUGCCACAGGCAGCUCCAGGCUCCGGCCCAACUUCUUCAGCCAGCUGUCAGGUCAGACCUUCUACAACAACGAGUACGGACACCUGUCCGAGGAGGGCUUCUGUGACUUCUACUCCUCACCAAAUACCACCUCCCCGGCCUCUUCGAAUGUGUAAUUUUACCAAAAAUGCAUAAAAAAGGGGUUUAACACAGACAGCUGAGGUUGAGGAUGGUUUGCAGUAACAUCUCAGUAUUGACAUGUAACUAGUCUUUUUUUUUUAUAUUGAAGAUCAGGUUUUAGAUUCUCAUGAUUCCUUUCUCCUCAUCUUGAAAUCCUUCCUCUCUCAGACUGUUGCCUCAACAAAUGGACUGAGCUACAUGUGCCUGAAGUUCCUCUAACCAGCCACUGCGUGGCAGCAUUAUGACAAAAAACAACCCACAAGUAUUUCCUAGUCACACAUAUAUAUAUUUUUAUCUUUUAUAUGCAGAGAAUUCUUUCUUUAUUUGAGAAAAUUAUGACUCAUACAAGAGGAAAUAAAGAACUUUAUCUCCUUCUGCUUGUUUUUUCCCCAAUGAUGAAUAUGAAUUUAGAGUUGGAUCUGUCGUAAAAGCUGUACUUCAGUGGAGUAAAGUGUCAAUUUGUGUUUUGGCCCACAGUGAGAAAGAGCCACAAGCUCUGUGAUGAUUUAGUCAGCGAAGUAAACAGAUAUUUUGGGCAUCUGUGUCAUUCAGUGGAGGUGGACACACUUAGACUCACAACAUUGCUAACAAGUAAUAAGUGACAGAGGUAAACAGAGGGAUGGAGGGCGAAUAAAAGGAGUGACUCACGGUAAGCACCUUUAUCAGAGCUGGACGUAAGCAUGAUGAUAGCUGUAACAGUUUAACGCCCUCUUACAAGCUCACAUCACAAAUGACAGCCUGCAGGGUGUUGUCCCAGGCUGCCAGCUGAGGGAAAUGAGAACCGGCUUGGUGCAAAGUCCACUUUGUAUACGCACACUGUCGCAGUUGUAAAUGUCACAAAGUCGGAGACGCAAAGGUGCCACUUUCAGCUUCUAAGAAUAAUCGUUACCAUGUUGUUCAGGUAAACUGUCAGUCGUAGGUGUAAAACUUUACAAUCUGGCCUUCAUAAUUUGACUUUUAUUACAAAUACAUUUCUUGCAGUUUAAAGAAGCGAAAAGAAAUAAAAAGAAACCUAAAAUUUUUAAAGUCAAAACUCUUUCACAGAUCACUUUCUGAGGUUGUUAUGGAAACACGAAUCACACCAGAGUAACCUUUAUCGUAACCUCUGAGGACAGCGCAGGGAUUACAGUAAUUUGAGCGUUAACGAGAAGAGGAUGGUACUCAGAGUAGAAAAACAGGUUUUAAGGUGCUUUUAAGUCAGCGAUGAUCACGGACAUAACAGGGAGUGUUGUAGUGACAACAGAAUAAAAGGAAGCGGAGGCCCGGAUGAACAGGUUUAUCCCUUUGAAAAAAAAAACCUUUAUUAAAACCACACUAAAAUUCAUUUAAAAAAAAAAUCAUAUACCAUGUAAAUAAACAAAAAUAGAAUAGAAAAAAAAAACAACCCACAGACAUUCACUAUAUUUUUGCCAUCACUGAGACUGAGUAGAAAUAAAGUGGAAAAUAGAGACUGUAGUGUAAACAAUGAUAAAUGCUGCACCGAUACUGAAACAAGCAGGAGAAACUGAAAAGCUUUCAGUGGCACAAAGAGGCUGACAAACACACGAGAGCUGGUGAUGAUCCUGUACGGUUUAACAGUAAGCCAAAAAGGCACACAGGUGGAAUACUGGAGAUAAAAACGACAGACCACGCUGCAUGACACAAAAUGCUAUUUGUACACACUACGCUUUAGAUUUUGGCCCGUCCUAUGCACGUUUUAUGAACCCUGACAAUACUUCCUUCAAACGAGGACCAAAAAUCUAAAUUGGUCUCCUAAUUUAACAACACAUCCGGCUGAGAUGAUCCUGUUUUGAUCCCAUUUACUCCCUGAAUUAUAUCAUUUCCUAUACCCAUGAUUUAAAAAUGUUCCUUUGAUUGAAUAUAUGUGGAUAUCUAUUAUUAUUCUUUCGUGUCAUUCUAAAAAUACCAGCUGCAACCUUAACAAAAAAAAAAAAAAAAAAAAAAAAAAAAAAAAA
This is a messenger RNA of Oreochromis aureus, 6521 nucleotides long. RefSeq names its product fms related receptor tyrosine kinase 4 (gene flt4). The transcript has 30 exons. The record is from RefSeq and is a predicted model, not a curated record. Gene Ontology annotation, molecular function: vascular endothelial growth factor receptor activity; ATP binding. Gene Ontology annotation, cellular component: plasma membrane; signaling receptor complex. Gene Ontology annotation, biological process: positive regulation of kinase activity; vascular endothelial growth factor receptor signaling pathway; multicellular organism development. Lineage: Eukaryota; Metazoa; Chordata; Actinopteri; Cichliformes; Cichlidae. The coding region runs from base 375 to 4562 and encodes 1395 amino acids.